Molecule: messenger RNA, 234 nt
Organism: Phytophthora sojae
Lineage: Eukaryota; Oomycota; Peronosporomycetes; Peronosporales; Peronosporaceae
Exons: 1
Coding region: 1-234 (77 amino acids)
Molecular function (GO): protein binding
Source: RefSeq, a predicted model, not a curated record
AUGAAGUUCACCGCUUUGGCUGCACUCACCGUACUCGUGAUUGUUGACGCCUCCGCUGCCGGCACCUCCGGCACUGACGGCUCCGACUGCUCCGUGAUUUAUUGUGCCAAUGAGUCAAAUCUCGUGUGUGGAAGUAACGGCAUCACCUACUUAAAUCCCUGCGAGUUCGACAAAGCCAAAUGCAGAGACUCGGGUUUGAAAGUGGCGUACAACGGCAGGUGCCGUCGAAGCUAG